Molecule: messenger RNA, 450 nt
Organism: Talaromyces stipitatus ATCC 10500
Lineage: Eukaryota; Fungi; Ascomycota; Eurotiomycetes; Eurotiales; Trichocomaceae
Exons: 2
Coding region: 1-450 (149 amino acids)
Source: RefSeq, a predicted model, not a curated record
AUGGGGGUUCUUGGUACAACUCCCAUACCACUACGUGGUUCCAGCUCGACGGAGGGCUUUUUUCAGCGUCCACCCAAACUGGUCAAUCAAUUUAUUGAAGACGUCGCCUUCCGAAGGGCAUUUGAAGCUUUCCUCCCGGUCGAUAUACGAACCUCCGUCGAAGACGAAUUCGAGAAGUUUGCUGAUGAGGUCUUGACUCCAAAGGUUUUUGGCAAUAUUGCGGACGCAGAGAGAAAUCUCUCUUAUGUGAAGACUUGGGAUAUGUGGGGGAAUAGGGUAGAUGAGGUUGUUUUGAGUAAUGGUUGGAAUAAUCUUGUUGCUCUGGUAUAUAGAGCAGGGCUCGCUUUCCUCUUACCAACCACUUCUGAGAAAGUACUGACGCUCUUAGGUUCGUUUCGAUUGCGCAUGAAAAGCCUUAUGGCAGGUUUAGUCGUCCUGUGCAAUUUUUGA